Funneliformis mosseae is the source of this 868-nucleotide messenger RNA. Lineage: Eukaryota; Fungi; Glomeromycota; Glomeromycetes; Glomerales; Glomeraceae. The record is from the annotation of a GenBank genome assembly.
GACCCAAAAAGGAAAAUCAUCACUGUCAGAUAAAGAAAGAUCGCUACCGUUGGAUAUCAAUGAAGAAAAUUUGCCACCUUUGGAGAUAAAUGCGCCAGUUAUACUCUUAAUUGGAAAAACAGGUGUCGGUAAGAGUACGUUGGGAAAUUAUUUGUUAAGAAUCUCGGAAGAUGAUAAGAACGCUUUUAAGGUCUCCGAAGGUCUUGAAUCGAUAACCAACAAAUCUAGCUCCGCAAUUUACAAAAUUGGUGACGAAACUUAUAACAUCAUCGACACGCCUGGGAUUUUUCAUACCGAAAAACCCAAUAAAGAAAUCAUGGAAGAAAUCGCUCGCACCGUACUAAAAUGUGCUUAUGGAAUUAAGGCCAUAUUAUUUGUUUUGGAAGCCAGAAGGUUAACGGAUGAGCAAAUAAACAUGAUCGAUGGUAUAUCGACGCUUUUCGGGGAAGAGGCCUUUCUAAAUAUGAUUACUGUCUUUAACAAUUGUAGCUAUAAAAAUAUAAAUGACCCAAAAAAUUUUGAAAAGAUUUGGAACAAAAAGGUUCGCAUGCUCGUCAAUCGCAUGGGUAAUCGGUGGGCCAUUAUUCCGAAUCCAGAAGUCUUCCCCCCUGGUACUGAAGUGCACAAUAAAUGUUUAGAACAUUUAGAAAAUACUAUUUGUACCAUUUAUGAAAUUUAUACAAAUGAAUUGUUUGAAAAUACACGAAAGGAGCAAGAAGAACGAGCGCGGAUUGCAAGGGAAGAAGAAGAAAAGAGACAAAGAGAAUAUUAUGCAGCAGAUUACUUAAAAUGGAAAACUGAAUUUGAUAAAAGCGCAUAUAUUGCAAAUCAUAAUCUCCUUAUGAAACUUCAGGAAUUUUUUAGUUGA